AUGGGAAAGUACAAAAUGCCCACUGUACAGCAAUUUUUGGAAAAAAAGAAAAUCUACGAUAAAAAAGAACCUGUAUGGGUUUACUUAGAGAGGGAAAUGCGAGAACAUGUCGAUAAAAAACCUUACAACGAAAAAGUUGGCGCGUGGCUACGGUUUUUAAAGGAUUUAAGAUAUUAUUUCUACUGUGAAGAAAAACGUAAGUAUACACGGUUAGUCACAGAAGUUGGGCCACCCUGGUACUGUGAGUUAUCGAGUUCACAAAGGGAAGUUCUUCACGACUUAAAGACCAAUAUACACCAGGAUUUACUAGAGGAUAUACCAAGAAGAGUACGAAAGUCGCUAUCAGACCUUGGUAUUACCCUAAAAAUUCCUAAACCAAUACUAAUGAAAGCUAUGAAUGCAUCUGUAGAAGAUCCUGGCGUUUUUAUAUGGAAUCUAUAUACCGAAUACUAUAAGAAAUCACCAAGUGAGCUACGGCCUGAAUAUGAUAUGAAUUCAAUGAUAUUAAUGUCAAGUUUGGUGUUCAUCGAUCUAGAGGAAUGUAUAGAUAGGCUGGAAAAAUUAACAGCUUGUGAAAGAGUGCCGACCAAAGUGCCAGAACCAAAGCAAAAGAAAAACACGCAACCGAAUGUAAGAUAUGGAGAGUAUUUGCAAAAAUGCUACGUACCAUGUUACAGUAGCCAUACAAAGAAAAUCACAGACAAAGAUAAGCCCUUGCCUUUGGGAUUUAAAUUCAAACUACGAAGUGUUGAGAGUUAUGAAAAAUUAUGCAAGAAUCAGUCCUUCCUCGAAAAACGAAAAGAGCGAAAUAAAAAACAGAAGCAAGAAGAAAGAGUGUGUAAUUACAAAUUUUGGGAGCCGCCGAGUACUUUGCGUAACAGAAAUCCCAAAAUGGCGGCUAUGGCCAACAAAUUAAAAGAGCUGAAGAAUAAACCAAAGCCAAAGUAUAAAGCGCCCUACAAGAACGUUCAAUAUAACAUCUGUGGGGUGGCAUUUAGUGGUGGGAAACCUAAUUAUUUAAUAAAUGGUGUGUCCUUAUUACCAACUGGUUUCGUGCCAAUAAAUGCUGGUCUUGUGAGUGUGGGCGGUGAACAAGUCACAACUAUUGUCGGAUACUGGAAAUUUCCUCGUACAGUUGUUGCAAAAUGUGACGGGACUUGUGAUUGUAAAGAGAAAUGGGAAGAGACUGUUAUGGACUAUUUACAGAAUUCGAAAUGUCGAUGUGGUCAUCUUUAUGACUACAAUAAUAAGGGCAAAGUCACAGAUAAAUAUUUCUAUCCACCAACGAGGCACGGAAAACACUGGUUUGAUUCUGCGAAAAUAUUUCAAAUGGAUUCAUUGGAAGACUUCAUUCGGGAUACUGUGAAAGACGCUCUUAUGUCUACGGAGCCUUCGCGGGAGCCCUCAAUGCCGACUCUACUACCGUCUGGUUUAAGGCUGCAAGAUUUAUUGGAGGCGUUUUUAGCAGAAUUGUCUGACACUCCACUCUUAAUUCCUCAUCUGCCAAAGGCGUGCCUCUUGAAUAACCUGUUAGAGUGGGUCCGCAAGAGGAUUAAAGGAAAAAUGACACCUGCCGAUCAUAAGAGAUUAAUCCUUCAAUCGCAAAGACGAUGGCUGGAUCUGAAACAUAUCGAUUUCCGGGCUAUAGCCUACAGAAUACCAUUCACAUUGAAACAAUUGGAACAUAUGAAUUGGUCACAUCGGUAUCUCAUACAAACACUGUUUAAAAUACUGUUGGAUAAUUUCGUAACAAGGAAUAGACUGCAACAACUUACGCAAACAAGGCUCUGGUGGACAACCACUAAAUAUGAUGUCUAUCCUAGUAAAGCUUUCUUGGACAUAUUUUUCACGUAUAUGCCUGGAAGGAUGAAAGACACAUUUUUAAUUAACCCAUACAGUUCAGAACUAACGCCCAAGUAUGGGGCCAAAACCUGUCCCUUGGGGAACUAA
Molecule: messenger RNA, 1950 nt
Organism: Pieris macdunnoughi
Lineage: Eukaryota; Metazoa; Arthropoda; Insecta; Lepidoptera; Pieridae
Source: the annotation of a GenBank genome assembly